Molecule: messenger RNA, 1266 nt
Organism: Penicillium brevicompactum
Lineage: Eukaryota; Fungi; Ascomycota; Eurotiomycetes; Eurotiales; Aspergillaceae
Product: histidinol-phosphate transaminase
Exons: 3
Coding region: 1-1266 (421 amino acids)
Biological process (GO): L-histidine biosynthetic process
Molecular function (GO): pyridoxal phosphate binding; L-histidinol-phosphate:2-oxoglutarate transaminase activity
Source: RefSeq, a predicted model, not a curated record
AUGGCUUCACGAACCUCCCCUUUCAACUUGGCCACUUGCGCCCGUCCUAAUAUCCUAGCAUUGCAGCCUUACCGAUGUGCCAGAGAUGACUACAAAGAUGACGGUACCAACGUCCUCCUCGACGCCAACGAGAAUGCCUUCGGACCCGGUCUCGCCCUGAACAGUGAGGGUGCACUGCAGGCUUCGCAAAGCGGUGAUGCCACCGGCGCUUCCAAGCCUGAGAUCGACUUCCUGGGCCUGAACCGCUACCCCGAUCCUCACCAAAUCGAACUCAAGCAGCUCUUCUGCAAUCUCCGAAACACCCACCACCACACCCCCAAGACCCUCCUCCCCGAGCACAUGUUCUGCGGCGUCGGCUCCGACGAAGCCAUCGACGCCCUCCUCCGCUGUUUCUGUGUCCCCGGCAAGGACAAGAUCCUCACCUGUCCCCCAACCUACGGCAUGUAUAGCGUGAGUGCACAGGUCAACGACGUCGAAAUCGUUAAAGUGCCCCUCGACGCCUCAAACGGCUUCCACCUCCAACCCGAGAAGGUCAACGCCGCGCUCUCCGCCGACCCAUCCAUCAAACUCGCCUACAUCUGCUCCCCAGGCAAUCCCACCGCAAACCUCAUCCGCAAAGAAGACAUCCAAAAGGUCCUCGAGCACCCCACCUGGAAUGGUAUCGUCGUCGUCGACGAAGCCUACAUCGACUUCGCCCCCGAGGGCUCCAGUCUCGCAGAAUGGGUCACCGAAUGGCCGAACCUCGUCGUCAUGCAGACCCUCAGCAAAGCCUUCGGUCUCGCAGGUAUCCGUCUCGGAGUCGCCUACACCAGCCCGGAAAUCGCCCUUUUGCUCAACAGCCUCAAGGCCCCUUAUAACAUCUCCAGCCCGACGAGCGCGCUCGCCUCCGCCGCUCUCACGGCCCCGAAUAUGGCGGUCAUGCGCAGUUAUCGCACUCAGAUCAUUGCGCAGCGCGAUCGUCUGCUUCGUGAACUCCCUACCAUCCCGGGUGUGGGUCAAUUCCUGGGUGGGUCGGACGCGAACUUCUUGCUGGUGCAGAUGUUGAACGCGGAGGGCCGACCGUGUAAUGUGACCGCGCUGGCGGCGUACGAGGCGAUGGCGGAGAAGCGUGGGGUCGUUGUUCGGUUCCGCGGUAAGGAACUUGGGUGUGAGGGCUGUCUUCGUAUUACGGUGGGUACGGAGGCGGAAGUCACCAAAUUCCUGCAGGAGCUGCGGGUGGUGUUGGGUGGGUUGCGCGAUGGGGCUGGUAUCGCCUCAUUGCGGUGA